This is a messenger RNA of Caenorhabditis sp. 36 PRJEB53466, 2091 nucleotides long. NCBI's taxonomy places the organism in Eukaryota, Metazoa, Nematoda, Chromadorea, Rhabditida, Rhabditidae. The record is from the annotation of a GenBank genome assembly.
AUGAAUGCAAAAUUCAGUAGUCCCAAACCAAAAACAUCUGAUCAUUAUCGAGAAGAAAUCCAGAAUCUAUUGGACGAUCUUCAGAAGCAGGUGAGAAAUGUGUUGAUCCAAUUUCGCAAAGUUUUCUAACCUUUUUUCAGUGCCCGCCAAUAAAAACAACACUCAAAAGCUGCUUGAGACAUGAACCUGUGUUCGAUUGUAAGCAAUUGUUUGAGGAUCUGGAUGUUGAUUAUCAAUUAGAGGUACCCGUCUUUAAAAUCAUCAUUGAUUAAUAGUUGUUUUAGAUGGAUUGCAAACAGGUGUUCGUUGGAAGUCAACAGAUAGCUGUCAAAACUAUCGAUGGCGGAAAUUGCCUUUUCAUUGCUGAUGACAAACCACGAUUUGUACUGAAUCUGAUCAAAGAACAAAUUGUGUUGACGCUCGCAGACGUGCUCGGAAUUUCGGUGAGCAAAAGGCAAAUUACUGUGGCUAGAGUUUAUGAGGAAAUAUUGAAAGUUGCAAAAGAGUGUCUUUUUCGCCAUUCCGAAGUAGCAAUAGUGCUUGCCUGUCGGAAACCUAAAAUUAUUGGUGUUCAGUUAGUUUAUUUUUUAGGCAUUUUUCUACUUUUUCAGGUUCACAGAGCUGCGAAAUUUGCAUUCCGGCACAUAAUUGUUCUGACUUUAUCGACCAGUGGAAGCGAAUGCAUGCUGAAGGUGAGUGAUACUAUCACUCGGAUGGUUUUUGAUUUAUUAUCCAUCUACAGAACUAUCCGUCAUUGAAACAGCGUCUAUCAGAUAACGUUGACAAGGGAAUGUUGGAAGAAGAAAACGACUUGCAUAAAUCGUUAGUCCAGAUAAACCGUAUUAUCGAGAAUAAAAAUAACAAAAACAUGUUUUCAGAACCCUUAUCCUGGUGAUGAAAGAACGCAAUUUUACCGCGAAUACUCCAAUAGCAACGUUGAGAGUGUUGGACGAACCAAACAAAGCAUUUCAAGCAAACGAAGAAACUUGGUUCAAAGUGUUCUGCAAGACCAAGGAAAAACUGGAGAAGCUGAAUCUUGCUAACGAAUUGUUAGUUGGUACGUAAAUAACUAUUAAUACUGCGAUAGAUAAUAGACGGGAAUUUUAAUCAUUACGCAACAUAUGAUGUAUAGUGGCUGGCUGGCAUGCCGAAAAUUGAACACAUUGAGGUGUUGUAAAUUCAAUACCUGUAGAAAUGUGAUUUUAAUUGCGAAUAAUUCAUGAUUUCACUGAACCACGGUUUAAUUGAUUCGCAAGUGUCAACACAAUGAACUUAAAUUUUGUAAGUAAAUUUUCAGAUGAACUAGAUAGCGAGCACCUCGAAGAAAUAAAAAAGACACUUGGACUGGUUUGGCUGAAAGAAGGAAAAAACUGGACUAUGAGAGAUAAACGUCAUUUCCUCAGUGUGACACCAACACCAUUCAUGGAGCAUUUGACUAAGUUAGUUUUCAAAAAAAACCGAAUAAUUUUGUAAAAUCAACCUUCACAGUGGAAUUUGUGAGCUCACUCUGCCAAGUCACUGGGUCCGGCCACUUGCUAGGAAACGAAUGGUUUGCAUUUUCUAAUAAUAACCAAUUUAUUCAUAUUUUCUGUUUCCAGUUGCCAUUAAAUAAUAACUCACUUCAUCUAGAACAACCAGUUGAGUCAAAUUACUCGGUGAUAAGAUGCAGUCCAAGAGAUUAUUCACCUCUUUUGCAGUCCAAACGUUCGUUCCACUUUUUUGCAUUAAAAAAAUAUGUUUAAAAACCCGUUUUCAGAUGCAAAAAAUCUUGUUUACCGUUAUGUUGAAGUCGACAUUUCCGAUGAAUCAACAAGUGUACUGGAGGCGGGAAUGGCGGAGCAAUGCUACUUGAGAGACGACUCGGAGGAAACCCACCACGACCAUGACACACCCGGCGAUGACAUUUCCGAUGAAAAUAUGGAAGUAGACCAUGUAGAUGAGGUGCGUAAUUUGUAGUGCACUCUAUCAAAAAAAGUUUAUAUCAAAAUGUUCCAGAGUUCCAGUGGAGAGGACAACAAUUAUUCGAGUGACUUGACAUACGAAACAAUACAGAACAGGCAAAAAGGCGACAAUAUAAGGACUUCAGUUUGA